Telopea speciosissima is the source of this 857-nucleotide messenger RNA. RefSeq names its product probable calcium-binding protein CML13. The record is from RefSeq and is a predicted model, not a curated record. Lineage: Eukaryota; Viridiplantae; Streptophyta; Magnoliopsida; Proteales; Proteaceae. The transcript has a single exon. Gene Ontology annotation, molecular function: calcium ion binding. Gene Ontology annotation, cellular component: myosin II complex. Bases 136 to 579 code for a protein of 147 amino acids.
CAAACGAACCAACAAGAAAACACAAAAUCUCAUUUCCUUCAACAAAAACAGCGAUUUUGCGAGAGCAGAGAGAGAGAGAGAGAGAGAGAGAGAAAGAGAUCUGAUAAUCACCUCAGCAGAUAUUGAGCAGCAACCAUGGGGAAGGAUCUGAGCGAUGACCAAGUGGCGUCGAUGAAGGAGGCAUUUACUCUCUUCGACACAGACGGUGAUGGUCGUAUCGCCGCAUCGGAGCUUGGGAUCCUGAUGCGAUCUCUCGGUGGGAACCCCACACAAGCGCAGCUCAAAGAGAUCGUCGCACAGGAGAAUCUCACCUCCCCCUUCGACUUCCCACGCUUCCUCGAGUUGAUGAAGAAACACAUGAAACCCGAGCCUUUCGAUCGCCAGCUCCGUGACGCUUUCAAGGUACUCGACAAGGAUUCCACCGGUUACGUCUCCGUCUCCGAACUCCGCCACGUCCUUACCAGCAUCGGCGAGAAGCUUGACCCUGCCGAAUUCGAUGAGUGGAUUCGUGAGGUCGAUGUUGGAUCCGAUGGUAGAAUCAAAUACGAAGACUUCAUCGUUCGCAUGGUCGCCAAAUAAUGUAAUGCAUGUUGUUUCUGUUGAUAUAUACAAAUCUUCUCCCUAAUCGAUUAAUUCCUGCAAGUAGUCUGUAUUCUGUAAGCUCUGCUUUCUUUUGUGAUGUUUUUUCUGGUUCGGGCUUAGGGUAUCUUCCUUUCUUUAUGAUUUUUAAUAGGAGUGGUGGUGUUUGCGGAUUUUCCCCCCUAUCGCAAAUGUUGUUGCUGGUUCUUUUGGGGAUGGUUAAUUGGCGAUUGAACUAUUGGCAAUUAACAGAAAAAAUUUGAGGCAUUUUACUUUUU